AUUUUGUUAAAAGGAGAAGAGAAGAAAGUUUUCACAAUAACUGUCUUUCUUCUCUCUGUUAAAACAUUAAAGGGCCCGCCCUUCUUCAGCUUCUCAAAUAUCUCUCUGUCUGAGCCCCACCUUGGAUCUUCCUCUGAUCCCAAAACCCUUAUUUUUAAUUCUCUCUCCAAAACCCAUAUCAAAAUUCUCUUAGAUCCAUUCCCCUGGUCAUUCACUCUCACAGAUCCAGUCUUCUCGAUCCCUUCUUCUUUCCUCUGUGCAGGUAUGUUUUAUUCGUUGAUGCAUAGAUUUAGAGUUGAUCCUGUUCAUCGGAUAUUUUUUGAGGAAUAGAUAUUGUGGGCGUGAUUGCUGGAGAUUAAGUGAGUUGAGAUUUUGGGUUUAUUUUGGUUAAUUGAGAAUGGCAGCUCCUGUGCCUCCAGGGGCACCUAGGCAACAACCACCGCCACCUGAUUAUAACCCUAAUUAUCAGCAGAAUCCCAAUUCAUUAUCUGAUAAUUUGCAAAAUCUGAGCCUUAAUCGGCCCCCUUUGAUGCCCAAUUCAGCUCCCAGGCCAUCACCAUUUCUACCGCCUCCAUUUCCUUCCUCAGCUCCUUCUCCACCAUUGUCCCGCCCAGGCCCACCGCCUCCUGGUGCAUUUCCUAGACCCUCCCUGCCUCCAUCAGGGUCCCCACCACCUACAUUGCCCCCAAAUGGGGGUCCAGCUAGACCAACUGGCCCGCCUUUUAGUCAGCCUUCCCCUUUUGUGUCCAGACCACCUUCUGCAGGCAAUGGUGUGGUUAUGGGCCCUUCCUCUGGGGCACCAUCUCAUGGAUCACUUGCACCACGGCUGGGUGCUCACCCAAGUCCUAUUGCAUCUUCCACUACACCUUCAUCUGUACCCCCUUCAGUCUCAACGGGUGGUUUAGUCAGUAACGGGCCACCUGCACCACCUUUCCUUGGAGGGCCACGGUUUCCUCCAUCUGGCAGUGCACCACAGCAACCACUGAUGGGUCCUCUGACAAUUGGGGGAGCUCGGGUACCUCCUCAAGCACCAAGCAUGCGUCCCUUAAUGGGGAGUUCUGGGAUCAGUGCUCAACAACGGCCUCCAUUUUCAGCAGCACAUCAAGGGACACCAUCAUCUUCAGCACCACUGCAAGGAAUGCCAUCAUUUUCUGCACCACCUCAAGCGAUGUCACCACCUGUAGGUUUUCCUUUUGGACAACAGAUGCAAAACCAGCCAGUGGCUCCAACUCCAAUUCCUGGUUCUGCACAACCUCCCACAAUGUUUGGAAUGCCACCACCCCCACCAUUACCAAAUCAAACGACUGCUAUAUCUCCUGUUGUUGGACAAACAGGAGGUUCUUUGGCAGGAUCAUCAAAGAUUGAUCCCAAUCAAAUUCCACGACCUGUACCAGGUUCCUCUGUUAUCCUGCAUGAUACUCGUCAGGGAAAUCAAGCUAACCCCCCUCCGCCUGCUACAAGUGAUUAUAUUGUUAGAGACACUGGGAAUUGCAGUCCACGCUACAUGAGGUGCACAAUCAAUCAGAUCCCAUGCACUGUUGAUCUUCUGACAACAUCCGGCAUGCAGCUGGCUUUGUUGGUCCAACCUUUGGCCCUUCCUCAUCCAUCUGAAGAGCCUAUCCAGCUUGUGGAUUUUGGAGAAAGUGGUCCUGUUCGCUGUUCUCGUUGCAAAGGCUACAUAAAUCCUUUCAUGAAGUUCAUUGAUCAAGGAAGGCGGUUCAUCUGUAAUUUGUGCGGUUUUACUGAUGAGACUCCCCGUGAUUAUCACUGCAAUCUGGGGCCAGAUGGUAGGCGCAGGGAUGCUGAUGAAAGGCCCGAGCUAUGCAGGGGAACUGUUGAAUUUGUUGCCACGAAAGAGUAUAUGGUGCGUGAUCCGAUGCCAGCGGUGUAUUUCUUCCUUAUUGAUGUAUCCAUGAAUGCAAUACAAACUGGCGCAACUGCUGCAGCUUGCAGUUCAAUCAAUCAAGUUAUUGCUGAUCUUCCAGAAGGACCCAGGACAAUGGUGGGAAUUGCAACAUUUGAUUCUACAAUUCAUUUUUACAAUUUGAAACGUGCAUUACAGCAGCCAUUGAUGCUUAUUGUUCCUGAUAUACUAGAUGUCUAUACUCCUCUGCAAACUGAUGUUAUUGUUCCGCUUUCUGAGUGUCGUCAACAUUUAGAGGUAUUACUGGAAAGUAUUCCAAGCAUGUUUCAGAAUAGUAGAACAGCUGAAUCUGCAUUUGGUGCUGCAAUCAAGGCAGUUUUUUUGGCAAUGAAGAGCACUGGAGGGAAGCUUUUGGUAUUUCAAUCAGUGUUGCCAUCAGUUGGCAUUGGAGCUCUUUCAGCUAGAGAGGCUGAGGGAAGAAGUAACAUUUCUGCUGGGGAGAAGGAGGCCCACAAAUUACUCCAACCAGCAGACAAAACUUUGAAGGAACUGGCAAUUGAAUUUGCUGAGUUUCAGGUCUGUGUUGAUGUAUUUAUCACUACCCAGACAUAUGUGGACAUUGCGUCUAUCUCUGUCAUCCCAAAAACAACUGGAGGACAGGUUUAUUAUUAUUAUCCCUUCUCGGCUCUUUCUGAUCCUGCAAAGCUUUACAAUGAUCUUAGAUGGAAUGUCACAAGGCCUCAAGGUUUUGAGGCAGUGAUGCGUGUGAGAUGCAGCCAGGGUAUUCAAGUUCAACAAUACCAUGGAAACUUUUGUAAACGCAUUCCAACAGAUGUUGAUCUACCUGGGAUUGACUGUGAUAAAACUAUAAUGGUGACGUUGAAACAUGAUGACAAAUUGCAGGAUGGCACAGAGUGUGCCUUUCAGUGUGCCCUUCUUUACACCACGGUGUAUGGCCAAAGAAGAAUUCGUGUCACAACAUUAUCAUUGCCAUGCACAAAUAAUUUAAGUAAUUUGUUCCGCAUGGCUGAUUUGGACACUCAAUUUGUAUGCUUCUUGAAGCAAGCGGCAAAUGAGAUUCCUUCUACCCCACCAUUGAAUCUCCGGGAACAAGUUACAAAUUUUUGUAUAAACAUUUUGCUUUCAUAUCGUAAAUUUUGUGCGACAGUAUCAUCAUCAGGACAACUUAUUCUUCCAGAAGCACUUAAACUUCUACCUCUAUACACCCUUGCAUUGAUUAAAAGCACAGGACUGCGAAUUGAUGGGAGAGUAGAUGAUCGGUCCUUUUGGAUUACUUAUGUUUCCUCAGUUUCUACCCCUUCUGCAAUUCCACUAGUGCACCCAAGGAUGAUUGCUAUCCAUGACCUUGAUACACAGGAAGGAAAUGAAUCUCUUAUUCCCCAUUCAAUCCCUCUUUCUAGUGAUCAUGUGAGUGAUGAUGGAAUUUUUCUCCUUGAGAAUGGUCAAGAAGGUUUAAUGUACAUUGGGAGCUCAGUUGAUUCAAACAUCUUGCAACAGCUGUUUGGCAUUUCCUCUGUUGAUGAAAUCAGGACCCAGUUUUUCCUGCAGCAAUAUGACAAUCCAUUAUCAAAGAAGUUAAAUGAUGUCACAAAUGAGAUACGGCGCCGAAGAUGUUCUUACCUGCGCUUAAAAUUGUGCAAGAAAGGAGAUCCAUCAGGACUGUCAUUUUUUUCGUGUUUGAUCGAAGACAAAGUUCCAACUGGUGGUCUUUCUUAUGUUGAGUUUCUGGUGCAUGUCCAUCGGCAAAUUCAAAUGAAAAUGUCUUCAUAAUUUUGUGCUUCUUCAGUUGAGUCUACAAGAUUUGACGCAGAACUGGAUUUCAAAGAAAAGAACAAAGGGUUCUAUGAUUGAAUAUGAUCUCUGGAGACAGCAACACCCUUUAUUUAUUUGUAUAAAACAAAUUUUGCCAUUAGAGUUUGUUAGUAUGGUUCUAUAUUCACAGCUGUGAAUGGUGUAAUAAGGUACAAAGCUUUCAUUGUCCGUCCCUUCUCUGCUUUGUUGUUUUACUCCUUCCUCAUCCUUCCUUGGUUCUUUUUCUUCUCUUGCUCCCAUGACUACUGUAAGAAUCUGUACACCUGUUGAACUUGUUUCCUAGUUGGCUAUACUUGUUAGUAUGGUUUCUAUACGAGGGUUUUGAGGAGAAAAAUCACUACAAGAAUCCCCACAAUGGAGGGGAAUAAAGGUAAAACAAUAUUUGUAUUUUUA
Molecule: messenger RNA, 4090 nt
Organism: Hevea brasiliensis (rubber tree)
Lineage: Eukaryota; Viridiplantae; Streptophyta; Magnoliopsida; Malpighiales; Euphorbiaceae
Product: protein transport protein SEC24 C
Exons: 25
Coding region: 398-3655 (1085 amino acids)
Biological process (GO): intracellular protein transport; endoplasmic reticulum to Golgi vesicle-mediated transport; COPII-coated vesicle cargo loading
Cellular component (GO): endoplasmic reticulum exit site; COPII vesicle coat
Molecular function (GO): zinc ion binding; SNARE binding
Source: RefSeq, a predicted model, not a curated record